Linderina pennispora is the source of this 810-nucleotide messenger RNA. RefSeq lists its product as uncharacterized. The record is from RefSeq and is a predicted model, not a curated record. The coding region runs from base 35 to 646 and encodes 203 amino acids. NCBI's taxonomy places the organism in Eukaryota, Fungi, Kickxellomycota, Kickxellomycetes, Kickxellales, Kickxellaceae. The transcript has a single exon.
UUGCAUUUUUUUAAACAUACUCUUGCAGUUCGCAAUGGACCUCAAUUCGUUUAGACAGCAGGUCCUGGCAGACACGUCUGUUGAGGAGCGGGUCGAGGUGAACCAGCGGCACCUUAUUGACAAGAUCCUAGCGCGAUACAGCACCGAAUACACCUUCCACCGCGAGCUCCUGCAGAACUCGAACGAUGCCGGCGCCAGUAAAGUCAUCAUCACAUUCCACACAGCGCAGGCAGGCGCUACUGCAGGCACGUCGAAUGGGAACGCAGCUACUGGGAUGGCACCAGCGGCGGUGGAUGACGGCAGUGAUGGGGUUGAGGUAGUAGGGGCGUUCCCAGCAGCUGCUUUGCAGGCAGAGGCCUCGCAGAAGGCCAGGGCUAGCGAACUGCGCGCAAAAUACCGCGGGCUGACGUUGGCAGAGCAGUGCACGUCGAUUUCAUUCAAGAACAACGGGCGGGCGUUCACAGCAGCCGACUGGGCGCGGCUGAAGUCAAUAGCAUCGGGCAAUCCAGGACGAGAACAAGAUCGGGUUCUUUGGCGUCGGCUUCUACAGCCUGUUUUCGGUGUGCGAGGAGCCCUUUGUGGUGUCGGGAAACGAGUGCAUGGCGUUCUACUGGCGCGGCGACCAGCUGUUUACAAAGAAGACUGAGAUGGCGGAGCCGGCGCGACGGUGCCGAGUGGACGACGUUCUUGAUGCAGCUGCGGGACUGGCCCGUCGCAGAUUCCGGAUCCCGAGACCUUCGGCAGGUUCCUGGCCACGUCGCUUGGCGUUCACGGCGAACCUGAUGGAUGUGGAGGUCAGGAUCGACGACG